AUGAUAAAACUAAAUAUUUUCAAGUUAGCUAAAAUGGGGCCCAGCAAAGGUAAGGGGCCCCUCAUUGCGAAAUAUGCGCCUGUUGGUUUUAAGAAAGGAUUUGGAGCUAUAGGUUUAGGAAGACAUACGAAAAAAGGUUUCUUUAUAAUUAACAAAAUGCUGGUGCCGAAUUUUCGCGUUCCAGACUUGAGUGAUUGCAACUUAAAGCCUUAUGUCUCAAGAAAAACUCCUUUAAUUGUUAUGAAAAAGCAGUUGGGUCCCAAGAGAAAAAUCUUAAAUUGA
Messenger RNA from Plasmodium malariae, 282 nucleotides. RefSeq names its product mitochondrial ribosomal protein L41, putative. The coding region runs from base 1 to 282 and encodes 93 amino acids. Gene Ontology annotation, cellular component: mitochondrial large ribosomal subunit. Lineage: Eukaryota; Apicomplexa; Aconoidasida; Haemosporida; Plasmodiidae. The record is from RefSeq and is a predicted model, not a curated record. Gene Ontology annotation, molecular function: structural constituent of ribosome. The transcript has 3 exons. Gene Ontology annotation, biological process: translation.